Fundulus heteroclitus (mummichog) is the source of this 5934-nucleotide messenger RNA. RefSeq names its product ubiquitin protein ligase E3 component n-recognin 2 (gene ubr2). The transcript is spliced from 45 exons. Gene Ontology annotation, biological process: ubiquitin-dependent protein catabolic process via the N-end rule pathway. Bases 10 to 5397 code for a protein of 1795 amino acids. Gene Ontology annotation, cellular component: cytoplasm; ubiquitin ligase complex. Gene Ontology annotation, molecular function: ubiquitin protein ligase activity; zinc ion binding. Lineage: Eukaryota; Metazoa; Chordata; Actinopteri; Cyprinodontiformes; Fundulidae. The record is from RefSeq and is a predicted model, not a curated record.
CGUUUCCGGAUGUUUUUCCAGCAGAAAGAAGGAGGAAAGAUGGCGGACUCUGACCGAGAUCCAGCCUUCGCUCUUAGCGCCGACUUCAUGAACUUCUCCCCCAGAGACGCGGCCUCGCGCUGGCUGGCAGCUCCCGACCUGCAGGUGGAGGUGUACCGUCACCUGGCCACCUACGUCCCCCGGAUCCUCUGCCAGGGGCCGCACGGAGGCAGCGGCAGCAGGGAGGAGCAGCGGGAGGAGCUGGCCUGUCAGCUGAUGCUCCUCGCUCCUCUGGAGUGGCUCCUGCUAGGGGAGGAGCCAGCGGCCGGCCUGGCGCUCCUGCAGGAGAACAACCUGUCGUCUCCACUGUGUGGCCACGUGUUCAAGGUGGGAGAGCCCACCUACUCCUGCAGGGAGUGUGCAGCUGACCCCACCUGUGUUCUGUGUAUGCAGUGUUUCCUGGUCAGCGUUCACCGACACCAUCGAUACAGAAUGACCACAUCAGGAGGUGGAGGUUUCUGUGACUGUGGAGACACCGAGGCCUGGAAGACGGGUCCAUACUGUCAGAAACACACUCCUGCAGACCGCAGCAGAGAGGCAGAGGAGGACCCGGUCUCUCUGCUGCCUCCUGACAUGGUAGCCAGGAGUUACAGCAUCUUCUCCAUCAUCCUGAAGUACGCUGUGGACCUGCUGACCUGGGACCAGGAGGACCAGCUGCCUGCAGGCCUGGAGCCGCCGGAGCGAGGAGACACCUACUACUGCAUGCUCUUCAACGAUGAGGUCCACACCUAUGAGCAGGUGAUCUACACGCUGCAGAAAGCUGUCAACUGCAGCCAGAAGGAAGCCGUUAGCUUCGCCACCACCGUCGACCGAGAUGGCAGGAAGUCGGUCCGGUUCGGAGAUCGUCAGUUCUGUGAACAGGCCAAGUCCAUCAUUGUGAGGAACACCAGCCGCCAGUCCAAGCCUCUGCGGGUCCAGGUGAUGCACUCGUCUGUGGUGGCUCAUCAGUGUUUCGCUCUGAAGGCUCUCAGCUGGUUGGGACAGAUCAUCCAGUACUCUGAUGGGCUGAAGAGGAUCCUGUGCCAGGUGGGCCUGCAGAAAGGUCCAGAAGGAGAGAACUCCUCGCUUGUGGACCGCCUGAUGCUCAAUGACUCCAAGAUGUGGAAAGGAGCUCGGAACAUCUACCACCAGCUGCUCAUGAACAGCCUCCUGAUGGACCUCAAGUUCAAGAAGAUCUUUGCCAUCCAGUUCGCCAAGAACUACAAACGGCUGCAGACAGAUUUUAUGGAGGACGACCACGAGCGCGUGGUGUCAGUGACGUCGCUGUCUGUGCAGCUCUUCACCGUCCCCACCGUGGCCCGUAUGCUGAUGGUGGAGGAGAACCUGAUGAUGACGAUCAUCAGAACCUUUGUGGACCAGCUCCGUCACAGAGACCCUCAGGGCCGGUUCCAGUUCGACCGCUACACGGCCCAGCAGGCCUUCAAGUUCGGCCGGGUGCAGAGCCUCAUAGGAGACCUGAAGUACGUCCUGAUCAGUCCGCCCCCUGAGUGGAGCGACCAGCUCAGGCUCAAGUUUCUGGACGGCUUUGAUGCCUUUCUGGACCUGCUGAGGUGUAUGCAGGGCAUGGACCCGGUGGUGAGACAGGUGGGCCAGCACAUCGAGAUGGAGCCAGAGUGGGAGGCAGCAUUCACCCUGCAGAUGAAGCUGACCCACAUCAUCUCCAUGAUCCAGGAGUGGUGCUGCACUGACGAGCGCGUUCUGAUCGAGGCGUAUAAGAAGUGUCUGAGCGCGCUCAGUCAGUGCCACGCCGGCCUGUCUGACGGCGAGCAGCCAAUCAGCUUGAGCCUGGCGGGUCACUGCGUGGACACGUUCAGGUACCAGGUGUCCCAGGAGAAGGUGUCCAUCCACCUGCCCGUGUGCAGGCUGCUGGCAGGGCUCCACGUUCUCCUCAGCAGGACGGAGGUGGCGUCCCGGUUCCCCGAGCAGCUGCCGCUGGGCGAGCUCAGCCCCCACCUCCUGAUAGAGCUGCCCCUGCGCUGCCUGGUGCUCUGUGCACAGGUGCAUGCUGGGAUGUGGAGGCGGAACGGCUUCUCUCUGAUCAACCAGAUCUAUUAUUACCACAACGUCAAGUGCCGAGUGGAGAUGUUCGACAAGGACGUGGUCAUGCUGCAGGUGGGGGCCUCCAUGAUGGAUCCAAACCACUUUCUGAUGAUCGUUCUGAGCCGCUUUGAACUCUUCCACAUCUUCAGCUCCGUCGACAUCAGGAAGAGAUACAGAGAAGCCAAUAAGGAUCUGGCCCAGCAGAACACCCUGAUAGAGGAGAUGCUGCACCUCAUCAUCAUGGUCGUUGGUGAGCGGUACCUUCCCGGCGUCGGCCAGGUGGAGCCCCUGGACGAGGUCAGGAGAGAAAUCCUCCACCAGCUGUCCAUCAGACCCAUGGCUCACAGCGAGCUGGUCAAAGCACUGCCUGAGAACGGCAAUAAGGAGACUGGCUUGGAGAGAGUCAUCGACAGCGUUGCAUUGUUCAAGAAGCCAGGUGUGACGGGGCGGGGCCUCUACGAGCUGCGGCCCGAGUGGAGCAAACACUUCAACCUUUACUUCCACCACUACAGCAGAGCGGACCAGUCCAAGGCUGAGGAGGCUCAGAGGAAGCUGAGGCGACAGAACGCAGAGGACACAGGUGAGCGCAGUCAAACCCCGCUCCGUGCCUCACCUGGUCACCAUGGUAACCUGUGUGCGUCUCCAGCCCUGCCCCCGCCCCUGCCCCCCCCUCUCUGCCCGCUCUUCGGCAGCCUGGUGAACCUGCUGCAGUGCGACGUGCUGCUGGCCGUGGAGGGCGCCGUGCUGCAGUGGGCCGUGGAGCCCAGCGGCGGCGGCUGGACCGAGUCCAUGCUGCAGAGGGUGCUCCACCUGGUGGGCAUGGCUCUGCUGGAGGAGCAGCAGCAGCUGGAGAACAGCAGCGGAGACGACGACGUCAGCUUCAGAUACAGCAGCAAGAUCGCACGUCCAGGUGACGCUCCCAGCACCUCAGGUAGUGUCCUGGCUUUGUUAGAAAGUCUGCAGAAUGCUCCUCACCUGGAGGUCCACAAGGACAUGAUCACCUGGAUUCUUAAGAUGGUUGGAAACAUCAAAACCGCCCGAGAACGCACGUCAUCCAGCGGCAGCGUCAACGUCAACCAGAGCCGCGGGCCGGAGGAGACGCUGAGGGACAAAGACAAGGCGGAGAGGAAGAGGAAGGCUGAGAUGGCCCGUCUGCGCAGGGAGAAGAUCAUGGCGCAGAUGUCCGAGAUGCAGAAGCACUUCAUCAAUGAGAACAAGGAGCUGUUUCAGCAGAGCAUGGAGGACCUGGAGGCGUCCACGUCUACCGCCGAGCACAGCGUCUCGGGGGCUCAUGGCGGUCUUCUGUCUUGCAGUCCUCCCAGCUCAGAGGUGACCUGCGCCUCUCAGGUGUGCGUCGGCCCCAGGAGGAUGGGCGGGGCGGAGCGCCGUCAGCUGGUCACCUGCAUCCUGUGCCAGGAGGAGCAGGAGGUCAGAGGUCUGGGUAGAGCGAUGGUGCUGGCAGCCUUCAUCCAGAGGUCCACCGUUUUAUCCAAAAACCGCAGCCGCGGUUUCCCUGACCCAGAGCAUCACGACCCUCUGUUCAUGCACCCCGACCUCUCCGUGGGGACCCAUACGGCCAGCUGUGGACACAUCAUGCACGCCGCCUGCUGGCAGAGGUACUUUGAGGCAGUCACGCAGAAGGAGCAGAGACGGCAGCAGCGUCUGCGAGGUCACACGAGCUACGACGUGGAGAACGGAGAGUUCCUGUGUCCGCUGUGCGAGUGUCUGAGCAACACCGUGAUCCCUCUGCUCCCACACACCCCCUCACCUGACCACAGUGUGGAGCAUCCCUCUCUAGAGGCGUGGCUGAGCAGAACCAGUCAGCAGGUAGCUGUGCUCAUCUCCGCCCACAGGAAGCUGUCCCCAGGUGCAGCCCAGGAGGCGGAGCCAGUCGUCCCUGAAGGAUUCAGAGUUGACUUUGUUCCUCAGAACCCCUUCUCCAGCAGCGUCAGCGAGAUGAUCAACACCUUCUGCAUGUCGGCCUACAAGGUGGGCCUGAAAGUGAACCCAAAUGAGCAGGACCCGAGAGUCCCGGUGCUGAGCUGGUCCACCUGCGCCUACACCAUGCAGAGCAUAGAGCGCCUCCUGAUGGACGAGAAGAAGCCUCUGUUUGGAAGUUUGCCUUGCCGACAGGACGACUGUCUGAGCUCUCUGACCAGGUUCAGUUCAGCCUGCUGGACUUCAGCUUCUCUGAGGACCGUCCACAGCCACUUCAUCAGACUCCUGGCAGUUCUGGUGCCAAACUCCCAGGUGGAGGACACUCCCUGUAUCCUGAACAUGGACAUGUUUCACCUGCUGGUGUACAGCGUGCUGUCUUACAGCUCAGUUCACAGUCUGGACCAAUCAGGGCGGAGCUCUGUGGAUUCUGCUCAUCUCCACCUGCUUCACCUCAUUACGGUGGCCCACCUGGUUCAGAUCCUGCUCACCUUCACCACAGAUGAGGUGUGCAUGGAUCAGGACGGUGAAGAGUCAGAGGAGGAGGCGCUCACCUUACAGCUUUACUUAAGCCUUAGAGAACACCUGGGCAGUGCAUUACCUGAAGUGUCCUCUGGGUGGCAGCUGUGGAGAUGUGUGAAGGCUGGCAUCCUGCCCUUCCUCCGAACCGCCGCCCUCUUCUUCCAUUACCUGAACUCUUCAGCGCCCCCUGCUGACCUGCUGGGUACCGGAGCCGGUCAGUGGGAGGCGCUGUGCAGCUACCUCAGUUUGCCCUCCAACCUGCUGCUGCUCUACCAGAGCCAGCGCACGCUGCUGGAGCCACUCAUUCACAGGUGGUGCUGCGAUCCAGGUGUGGGACAGGUGCUACAAGGGGGCGGAGUCUUGGUCAGAUUCCCCAGAGAGUCGAACAGAUUGAUCAACCUGCCAGAAGAUUACAGCGUGUUGAUCAACCAGGCGUCCAGCUUCACGUGCCCACGCUCAGGUGGGGACAAGUCCCGCGCUCCCACGCUGUGCCUGGUCUGCGGCUGCAUGCUGUGCUCUCAGAGCUACUGCUGCCAGACGGAGGUGGACGGAGAGGACGUUGGAGCCUGCACCGCCCACACCUUCACCUGUGGAGCCGGCGUGGGCCUCUUCCUCAGGGUUAGAGAGAGUCAGGUGUUGUUCGUCGCAGGUAAAACUAAGGGCUGCUUCUAUCCUCCACCUUACCUGGACGACUACGGAGAAACGGACCAAGGCCUCAAGCGGGGGAACCCCCUCCACCUCUGCUCGGAGCGCUACAGGAAGAUCGAGCGUCUGUGGCGGCAGCACGGCAUCGCUGAGGUCAUCGGCCACGCUCAGGAGGCCAAUCAGACGCUGGUCGCCAUCGACUGGCAGCACCUGUGACCGUGGACUGGCCCCGCCCUCGCUCACCGGCGUGCAGCCUUGGCCACGCCCACCAAUGAACCUCUUCUUUGAACCAAUCAGCUUGCUGCAGCUGAGGUCAGAGCAGCUUUCAGGGAUUUUUUAGGACCUCUGACUGUCCCCUCCUCUCAGUCCUCCAAUCAGAGGCCUCUGUACCUGAUUCAGCUCAGUCAGCCGGCUGCUGAUUGGCCAGCAGUUGCUCCAGGGAAAGGUUCUGUGAGCUGAUUGGUUGGUCUGAUCGAUGGCGCCUGCUGUCUCGGUGGCAGCGGAGCUGGAUCAGCCGUCAUAUCUGAUGUGUGUAAUGAUUAGGAAGUGUUCUGCUUUUAUGUUUUAUUUAACCAGGUGAGUGUGUGACAUCACUUCCUGUUUGUGUGCUUGAGUUUGGAGAACGGAGCGAAGGAUCCAGAGCGGACUGCGCUGACGGCUCCGUCACUUUAACGUCACUUUAACCCGUCGACUCCUGUAUAAAUGAGUUGGUCUUAUAUAAGAAAAGGAACCAAUAAAAAGGACUGAAAAGAA